Molecule: messenger RNA, 4007 nt
Organism: Parnassius mnemosyne (clouded apollo)
Lineage: Eukaryota; Metazoa; Arthropoda; Insecta; Lepidoptera; Papilionidae
Source: the annotation of a GenBank genome assembly
AUACUAUUAUUUAUUUCGUUUCCGUUCGUGGAUAUUUUUGUUUAUUAUUUACUUAAUUCUCUACGACUUAAUUAAACACUGUUAUCGUUUGACCACGAAGUAAUUCACUUGAUUGUCUUUACCUAUUAAUACAAUUACUAUUGAAUUUGAAACUAUAUAAUAUUUACAUUUGUGAAAGUACAAACCAAAAAGUACAUAAAUUGUGAAGUGGUAAUGAUGUCAGUGCUUUAUUGCUUUUUCAUUUAUAAUAUUGAGUUUAAAUGCGUGCAGGAGACUACUAGCUAGUCUAGUAGAAGAGUUUACAUGUGCAAAGCAAAUGCUUUAGAUGUUAUUUCCAGUCGCGCAUUUUCCUGUCUUGAUAACCCCAAGUUGUUUAUGUGAGAACGUUCGCAUAAUCGUAGUUUUAGUCAUGUCGUGUCGGUGACUGAUACUGAUAUACUCGUGAUAGAGUAGAUGGGCGCUAUGUUAUUCUUAGCGAUUUCGGCUUGCAUGUUGAUUACUUGUGCGAAUGCAGAAUAUAGCAUAAAAUGCAACAACCAAUCUGAAAGUGGUAUGUCAUUUGAACCAUCUACUGAUGGCGUAAAAGGUCGUUACACAGUUGUGUGGUGUACGGAGGCGGAUGAAAAUGUAACUGAAUGGGAUCUUAUUAUACGAUAUUACGAGACACGCAAACCUGAAAAGUGUAAGCAUUACGAUUUGAAGCACCCACCUCCAUUGGGUCUAGCACACUCUCGCAUAAGGCAAGAUGUAAAUAUAAGCCCUGAUUGCACAAAUGCAUGCUUUUCAACAUCAGUUGAUCUGAUAUUCCAAGCAUGCUAUGCUAUUAAGAGCAUGUUACUGCGUGGCACCCACAGUUCUGAAGGGCAUGAUUCCUUCCAUUAUGUAAGGAACAAUUUCACUAAAGUUGGGUCACUAAGAGCUAACACUCCUGCUGUUAAAUUUGUCAAUUACAAUGAUCAUGUGUCAGCCAUUUGGUUCCUUGGCUCUGUCCCUGCUGCCAAGUUCACAAUGGAUAUCUGCCGUAUUAAUGUCACAUUGCCUUCUGAGGUAAUUCAAAUAAUAUUUUUACAAAAAAAAAUAACAUUCUUCUUCUUCAGCCCCAUAACAGUAACUAGUAAUACGUUCUAGGAAUACUAGUUAUUGUUUACUACCUAGGGAUUUAAAAAAAAAAAAGAAGAAGAAUCUAGAGAUCCGUUCCGGAUUCGCCUGGGUAGUGUCUGUUAAUGUCAUUUAUGUCACCAUUUAGAUUUAAGAUAAACAUACCAUUGCAGUUCUUUACAAGUCUACUGCCAACUACAACCAACAUAGGCCUUCGCCAAAGAAUGCCACAAAACACGGUCCUGAACCACCUUGCAUUCAUCAACUUCCUGCAUUUCUUACUAGGUCUUCACUCCAUCUAGUGAGGGGCCGCCCUGUACUUCGCUUAACGGUUGCCACUCGAUAAACAUCAACAGUUAUUUAUUUUAUCAAUUUUUCGAUUUUCUGAUAAAAUAUAGCCUCCAAAUUACUCCUGGCAUUGCUCUUUAUCUGUUUUUGUAGCUUUAUCACAUUCGGUUCAGCCAUUCUGAAGAUUAGCCUGAACAAAUAGACAGACAGACUGAUAAAAUUUCAAAAAUGGCCAAGAAGUUAUUUUGAUUUGACAGACAGACACUUAAAUUUUAUUCAUUUGUAUUGACAAUUAAAUACAAUUAGUUACAAUAGGGUAUUUUGCACCAUGUAAAAAAGAAAUAACAAAUUCGCAUUUAUGAUAGAUUAUGUAAAAAGUAAACGAGAAAUGUUUCUAAUCAUAAAAAUGUUGUUACACUUUACGAGUAGAUUACGUGUAAUCUAAUAUCAAAAGCUUAGUCAGGACAAUUUGGGAUCAACAGGUAUUAAGGCUAUUUCCAGAUUGCAUAACUAAGUACUUAUUACCAACUUUUGUUUAUGCAAUAACACAUUAGCAGGUCAGUGUCUUUUGAAUAUACAUAGCUAUGUUUAUUUUUGAUUUAUCAUCAUCAUCAUCAUCAUCAUCAUUACAGCCCUGUACAAGUCCACUACUGAACAUAGUCCUCCCCCAAGCAAUGCCACAAAGCACGGUCCUGAGCCACCUGCAUUCAUCGACUUCAUGCAUAUCUUACCAGGUCGUCACUCCAUCUAGUGGGGGGGACGCCCUACACUUCGCCUGCCGGUACGAGGCUGCCACUCGAGAACCUUUCUUCUCCAUCGGUUGUCGGUUCUUCGAGCUAUAUGGCCGGCCCAUUGUCACUUCAGCUUACUAAUCCGUUGGGCUAUGUCGGUCACUCUGGUUCUACUGCGGAUAUCCACAUUUCUAAGUUUAUCACGCAGAGAAACUCCGAGCAUAGCCCUCUCCACAGCUCGCUGAGCGAUCUUGAGCUUCUUCAUACGGCCAGCAGUGAAGCACCACGUCUCAGUUCCAUAGGCCAUCACUGGCAACACGUACUGGUUGUACAGUCUCGUUUUCAAGGUUUGAAGUAAACCUGACGAGAGAAGUGCCGUAAUUUCCCGAUUGCUGCCCAACCGAGUUGAAUCCGUCGAUUGACCUCUCGGUCGAAAUUGGACUUACCUAGUCGGACUAUUUUAUUUUUGAUUACAAUCAUUAAUUAUAUAUAAGAUAACCUAAUCUAUUACAAAAUUUGACUUACAAUACCUAUCACCUCAUAAUUUUUUUUUUUAUAAACGAUAGAUAAAUAUAAGUCAUACUUACGUCAAAGUGAUCUUCACAGGAGUAUAGUCUAGUUUUUGUAGAGAAUGUCUUCAGGUCUCUUCUUGCCAGUUUUAAGUUUUAACCAAAUAUUUCUCAUACUUAAAUCAGUUGGCACUUGAAUCCAUAACUUCCCCGGCGUUCUUAUGCUCGUAUUUUUGCAUUCAGGCACAACACACCAACGAUACAGAUAUAUAAUAAGUCAUUACCUACGAAAUUGCCGUACUGCAGUACUUUUCAAUCAAAAUUAUUUUUGUUUGGCUGAGAAUUCUAAUUUUAAAUUAAUUUUUCAAAAUUAGUCACAUGUUUAUUGAUUAGCUUUAUGGUUGCAUCGCAUUUGAAACUUGCGUCAUCAUGGAUACAUUAAAAUUCGAGUAAUUAUGGAAUAUGAGUACCGUCGAAGCAGCAACGCGGUACAAGCGGCACGUAACAUCAAGGACGUUUACGGAGCGAAUAGAUACUACAAAGUACAAACGAACGCACCACCUGUUAAUGGCUUGCGCGCUUCCGUUCUGGAAAUUUCGACCUGAAAACUGAACCUCGUGGUCGUCAAAAAACUUUGGUCGACAAUGACGAAUUAAAGACGAUUCUGGAAACUGAUGAUACUCAGUCUACGUCUACGGCUGAAUUAGCAGCAGCUUUCGACGUUAGCAUCAAAACAGUAUUGGUCCGUUUACGUCAAAUUGGAAAGGUAAAAAAGCUUGACAAAUGGGUGCUCUACGAACUCAAUGAUCGCCAGCGCAAAGUACGCGUCGAGACGUGCCUUGCACUGCUCAACAGGCACACAUACAAAGGAAUUUCAAACCGGAUUGUUACCUGCGACGAAAAAUCGACUCUGUUUAACAAUCGCAAGCGCUCUGCAAGUUUGUUGGAUCCUGGUUCAGCACCUAAACAAUGCCCUAAACGAAACUUACCUCCUAGAAAAGUGAUGGUCACUGUUUAGUGGUCUAGCGCCGGUGUGAUUUAUCACAGCUCCUUAACAAACGGGAUGAGCAUUACUGCAGAUGUGUACUGUGCAGAAUUGAAAUUGUGUGUGAAAAGAACUGCUUUGAUGGAGAAGCUCGCACGUCUUGUCAAUCGCUCGUGCCCGCUGCUCCUGCACAACAACGUGUGACCUCAUACUGCACAACAGACGGUCUCCAAGUUGCAAGAGCUGGGUUGGAAGCUCUCCGUCACCAAACCUUGCGCCUACAGUCUUCUACUGUUACCAGAAUUUGUUGCCUUCCGUCUUCAAGAAAACCAUCAGUAAAUUGCCACUACCUUGGGUAAAGAUGCAUCGAUUGCAUGGGUAAUUAUUUUCAUUGAU